AUGUUUCCCGGUAUGGUUCCACUCUCAGCCCGAGACUUGGAGGCACUAGCAGUGAAACUCGAUGGGGAGGACCCCCUGAAGGGUCUCCGUGAUAGGUUCAAGUUGCCUACCUUGUCCGAACUCUUUGAUCAAGUCAAAGAUCCAUGCGGUCAAAGCAAUGGUGAUGGCCUCACGGAGGUAAUCUACUUGUGUACAAACUCUCUUGGCCUUCCGCCGAAGUCUACUGGUCAAAACCUUGAAAAGGUGCUAGAGUCAUGGAGAACGCUCGGUGUGCUCAGUCACACACUAGGUUACUCGCCUACCGAAACCUCGGAUUUACGCCCUAAGAAGAUUCUUGCUGAGUAUAUUGUCGGUGCUAAGGUCGACGAGGUUGCUGUUAUGGAGAGUCUUAGUGCCAAUAUUCACACCCUUCUGGCAUCAUUCUACCGACCACAGGGUGAGAAAUGUUGCAUUCUCGUCGAGAAGAAUGCAUUCCCUUCGGACUAUUAUGCAUUAGAGUCUCAUAUCCAUUUAAGAGACUUUGCGCCUACAAGUGGACACAAAUAUGCACCAGUGCUGACGGGUUGGUGGGGACAUCGCUACUCUACUCGUUUUCAGAUGACCAACAUGAUGGAGGUGGAGGGUGGAGCGGAUUCGUAUCGCCGAUCGUGUCCAUCAAUGUUACUCAAUUCCGCAUUGACCUCUUCAUUGGAAAUUUUUGCUGAGGCCGGUGGAAUGAUCCCUAUUCGCGAAAAGUCAAUUAUGCUGACGGGUUACCUACAAUCCCUUCUCUUAAAUAGCCCUAUUGCUCAGUCCCCAGGGUUGGAGAUAAUUACACCCUGUGAUCCACAGUCUCGUGGCUCUCAACUCUCCAUCAAAGUCAAUGUCGAUGUGGAUAAGUUGUACGACCGACUGAUUAAAAGGGGCGUAAUUUGUGACACCCGGAGGCCGUGCUUUAUUCGUCUUGCGCCGUUUGCUCUCUACACCUCUUUUGCAGACCUCCUAAAAGCGAGCAGAAUUAUCACUGAGGAAGUUGAAGCUUUGGUAACUGAUUGA
Hydatigera taeniaeformis is the source of this 1035-nucleotide messenger RNA. The record is from the annotation of a GenBank genome assembly. NCBI's taxonomy places the organism in Eukaryota, Metazoa, Platyhelminthes, Cestoda, Cyclophyllidea, Taeniidae.